Anarrhichthys ocellatus (wolf-eel) is the source of this 1247-nucleotide messenger RNA. It is a transcript of the gene mbip, whose product is annotated as MAP3K12 binding inhibitory protein 1. The transcript is spliced from 9 exons. NCBI's taxonomy places the organism in Eukaryota, Metazoa, Chordata, Actinopteri, Perciformes, Anarhichadidae. The record is from RefSeq and is a predicted model, not a curated record. Bases 21 to 1034 code for a protein of 337 amino acids.
UCUCCGGCCGUAGGACUGCAAUGGCGGAGACAAUGAAGCUGAGUAGAAACCACGCUCCUCCUAAUGAAUCCAGAAAAUUGUCUAGCUACAGGGACUGCAUGUGUGCGAUAUUGACGCUGUUGUCAGACUUCGGGAAAGAGCUCAAAUUAAAUGACGCUGCUCUGAGAGUAGAAGUCAGCAUCGAUGCUGUGGAUCUACCGUCAUCUCCAGAUGCUCAAGUGUACAACUGUUUGCAGGAGCAUGUCACUCAAUUACAGGCCGUAUCAGAAAGCUUAAAGACACUGGUGGAGGCGCACCGAGAUACAUUAUCUGCAAAAGACAACACAUCGGUUGACGCUGUCACCUCAUCGUCACCCAAAGAGCAGUCGACUGCGCCGUCUGAGCACCGUCCUCCAAGCCCAGAGGAUGCAGAGAGCAAGACGGUGGCGGAUGAUGUCAUGGUUCAGAUCAGAGCCAGGAAGUCAGAAAUUGAGCGAAGAAUAUCUGCAUUUAUGGAACGCAAGCAAAUGGAGAUCAAUGAAAACAAUGUACGCGAAUUUUGCAACGUGAUCGACUGCAAUCAGGAAAACAGCUGUGCCAGAACAGAGGCCGUUUUCACUCCAUAUCCAGGUUUUAAAAGCCACGUGAAAGUUACACGGGUUGUAAACACUUACGGGCCCCAGACACGUAGUGGGGGAGGCCAAGGAGAGGCUGGGGAGCAGCUGAGGUUGCCGAUGGCAAGAGACUGUGGAAAUGCAGCCAUAGAAGAACGACUUCACAACAUCGAGACUCACCUGAAACUCCCAACAGCUGGCCCAGUCCCAUUGAGUGUCUACCAGAGACUGAAGAAGCUGGAGGAUCGUAUCUUGGAGUUAGAGGGACUCUCACCAGAGUACUUUCAGUCCACGGGUCACCUCCACAAACGACAAAAGACAUCCCCUGCUCAGGCCCGCAGUCUUACUGAGCUGGAUGAGAAGAUCAGUGCAGUGAAAGCAGCACUACUGAAGAGGGUGAAUGAAUUCGGGCCGGGAUAUGGAACAGAGUGUCUGCUGUAAAAACACUCCAAACACACUGUAUAUUAAUGCAUUGUUGGUUUCUUUUUGUGUUCCUGACUUCUUCAUUAGUACCGUUCUCACAGUAUGCAAUCAAAAACAAACAUUUAAUAUGAGCUUCAUUUCAUGGGCAAAACAAUGUAUUACUCAAAGUAGCUUUGUAGUUAACUGAGAUGUAUGUGUUACUUUAAAUAAAGAUGUUUUUUAAUGGGAAAA